Molecule: messenger RNA, 4126 nt
Organism: Talpa occidentalis (Iberian mole)
Lineage: Eukaryota; Metazoa; Chordata; Mammalia; Eulipotyphla; Talpidae
Gene: KLHL9
Product: kelch like family member 9
Exons: 1
Coding region: 200-2053 (617 amino acids)
Biological process (GO): protein ubiquitination; regulation of cytokinesis
Cellular component (GO): Cul3-RING ubiquitin ligase complex
Molecular function (GO): cullin family protein binding; ubiquitin-protein transferase activity
Source: RefSeq, a predicted model, not a curated record
CGGAUUUGAAGGCCGCAGCCCUUUGUGGUCCGGCAUUGAAGACGUUCCGGUGCAGGACGGAGUAGAGUGGCCUCCGGGGGGCCGCCCUGUCCGCCUGCCCCUGCGUUCCGGCCCGCGGAGCGUCCGCCUUCCCAGCAGAGCUCCCAGGUGGUCACCGCUUUCUCCAGCGCUCGUCUUUGUGCCCGAGGAAGGCUUUCCCAUGAAAGUGUCUCUCGGUAACGGCGAAAUGGGCGUCUCUGCCCAUCUGCAGCCUUGCAAGGCAGGAACCACACGCUUUUUCACCAGCAAUACUCACAGCUCGGUGGUUUUGCAAGGAUUUGAUCAGCUUCGAAUCGAAGGAUUGCUUUGUGAUGUGACCCUGGUGCCAGGGGAUGGAGAUGAAAUCUUCCCUGUGCACCGAGCUAUGAUGGCGUCUGCUAGUGAUUACUUCAAGGCCAUGUUCACAGGUGGGAUGAAAGAACAGGAUUUGAUGUGCAUUAAGCUUCACGGGGUGAACAAAGUGGGCUUGAAGAAAAUCAUUGAUUUUAUAUAUACUGCAAAGCUUUCUCUUAAUAUGGACAAUCUGCAGGACACCCUGGAAGCUGCCAGCUUUCUACAGAUUUUACCUGUUUUGGACUUUUGUAAAGUAUUUCUUAUUUCAGGCGUCUCUUUGGAUAACUGUGUGGAAGUUGGGCGAAUUGCUAACACCUACAACCUUAUCGAAGUGGAUAAAUAUGUCAAUAAUUUCAUCCUGAAGAAUUUUCCUGCAUUGUUGAGUACGGGGGAAUUUCUCAAACUCCCUUUUGAACGCCUUGCCUUUGUGCUUUCGAGUAAUAGUCUUAAGCACUGUUCUGAACUUGAGCUCUUCAAGGCUGCCUGUCGAUGGCUAAGGUUGGAAGACCCUCGGAUGGAUUAUGCUGCAAAAUUAAUGAAGAAUAUUAGAUUUCCACUGAUGACACCGCAGGAUCUCAUCAAUUAUGUGCAGACGGUAGAUUUCAUGAGAACAGACAAUACUUGUGUGAAUUUGCUUUUGGAAGCUAGCAAUUACCAAAUGAUGCCAUAUAUGCAGCCAGUGAUGCAGUCAGAUAGAACUUCAAUUAGAUCUGACUCAACACACUUGGUUACAUUAGGAGGCGUUCUGAGGCAGCAGCUGGUUGUCAGUAAAGAACUGCGGAUGUAUGAUGAAAGGGCACAAGAGUGGAGGUCGUUAGCCCCCAUGGAUGCCCCCCGUUACCAGCAUGGCAUUGCUGUGAUUGGAAACUUUCUUUAUGUUGUUGGCGGUCAGAGUAAUUAUGAUACAAAAGGAAAAACUGCCGUUGAUACAGUUUUCAGAUUUGAUCCUCGGUAUAAUAAAUGGAUGCAGGUUGCCUCAUUAAAUGAAAAGCGCACAUUCUUCCACCUUAGUGCCCUCAAAGGACAUCUGUAUGCAGUUGGUGGGCGAAGUGCAGCUGGUGAACUGGCCACAGUAGAAUGUUACAAUCCGAGAAUGAAUGAAUGGAGCUAUGUUGCCAAAAUGAGUGAACCCCACUAUGGUCAUGCUGGAACCGUGUAUGGAGGCUUAAUGUAUAUUUCGGGAGGAAUUACUCAUGACACUUUCCAAAACGAGCUCAUGUGUUUUGACCCAGAUACAGACAAAUGGACACAGAAGGCUCCAAUGACGACAGUCAGAGGUCUACACUGUAUGUGUACAGUUGGAGACAAGCUCUAUGUCAUUGGUGGCAAUCACUUCAGAGGAACAAGUGAUUAUGAUGAUGUUCUAAGCUGUGAAUACUAUUCACCAACCCUUGACCAGUGGACACCAAUUGCUGCUAUGCUAAGAGGUCAGAGUGAUGUUGGAGUUGCUGUUUUUGAAAAUAAAAUCUAUGUCGUAGGUGGAUAUUCUUGGAAUAAUCGUUGUAUGGUAGAAAUUGUCCAGAAAUAUGACCCAGAAAAGGAUGAGUGGCAUAAGGUUUUUGACCUUCCAGAGUCACUUGGUGGCAUUCGAGCUUGUACUCUCACAGUUUUUCCACCUGAAGAAAACCCUGGAUCACCUUCUAGAGAAUCCCCUCUUUCAGCACCUUCGGAUCAUUCUUAGGACUAAGGUGUGAUAUGUUUGCAGUGCAUCAUGGAUGAUCUUGUACUUUCAUUGUACCUGAAAUGACUGGUACAGUUAUUAGAUAAAAAGGUAAUUGGUGUUUGUGUUGUUUGGCUUAGUCUGUUUAUUAAAUGGUUAACAAGUGCAUUCUGAAAAUGUAUUCAGCAUAGCCAGCUGUUUUAACAUGUUAAAAAAAAAAGAUAAGUAGAAAAUGUUAGAUGUCUUUUUGUGGUGUCUUGUAAGUUAAAUUGUAGGUGAUUGUAGUAAAUGUAUAAUUAUGUUCAUUGUGUUUCAAAGUUGAAAGUUCACCUUUGACUGCAACUCAUCAAAGGGUGGCUGCUUGCUUUAACUAAGGUUAUAAACAAAAAAGGUUGUCAAGUAUUAACUAUCUCCUUUUUUUCCAUCGUUUUUUCCAUAGUUGCCAAUUCAUCAGGUUGUAUGGGUACAUUCAGAAUAUGUAGUUUUUAGACAGACAGAAGAAAUAAUACAUUCAGAAAUAUUAACUAAAAAAAAAGUGUAGCCCUAAUUCAGAGUUGUGCAUCACUAUGGAGGGAGAGAAAAUGCACCUAUACACAUACAUAUGUAUAUACACUAAUGCAUACCUACACAUGUAUCAUUUUUAAAUUUAUUGGCACUUCAGCUAUAGUAAAGUUUUUUAUUUAAAUUUAAAUUCUGUUCUGCUUAGCAGCUAUUUCUAUUCAAAUGGGAAUUCAGUAGCAGAGAAUAAAUGUCUAUAUAGUAAUACCGAGUUGAGAUAGAUGAAGACUCCAACAUAGUAAAUUGACAACCAAAUCUGUCAUUUGGCUAAAUUGUUAUUUAGGUAAAACAUUACUUUUUCUGUGUGUAUAUUGUUUUCUGUAGAGUUGCUUUUAUACAAGUUAUUAAGUUCAGGUUUCAGAGAAUUGCUUUUGCUCAUUAAAUUUAGGAUCUGCUGUUUUCUACCUUUUUAUUCAGUAACACUUAAGGAAAAGGCAGAGAAAGAAACACGCUGAGCAAAGCUGUAGGAUUUAAUGUUUAGUCGCCCAACUUAGUUAUUCUGACAUGAUUGUUUAGUUUUGGAGUGGUUUUGUGGUGCUGCUCCAGCCCAGGUGCAUCUUGAGCUUUGUGUGAUCUGCCUCAAGGCUGUCAUCUAAGCAAGCAGGAGAUUACAUUCUUCUGCAUCAAAUCAGAAUAAUGUCCUUUUGACUAUGUCUAAAGGAUAGGACCAACUUCAGAUUCCAUAAGAAGCCAGCUUCGGAAAGCCUAGGAAACUGCUGUCCUUGCAGGCUGUCCUGCAGUAGAUCAUCAGCCCCUGGUACCAAGUGCGACCAUACUGGUUGAGAACCACAUGGGAAGAUCUUAAUGGGACCGCGUCAGCAAAGGAAAUAUAGGAGCUCUCCGUAGUAAAUGAUUCUGAAGAGGUACUUUCCUCAAAUAGUUGUUCUAAAGGAGGAAAAUUACACAUAAACUUAGGUAUCAAUAUAUGUAUACCCUAGCCUAUAUUUGGGAUAUUGUCAUACGGUAAAUUAGGAACAACCUCUUUUUCUGACAAUCCCAUAAUAAAACUCAGGAACCAAGAAAAGAAGGAAUUGGCUUCCAGGAAUCUGAACCUUACUGCCCAUUGAUUCAUUUUAAUGCUUUUUAUAAUUUCUGUAUUGGCAGAAAUUUUCAUACUUUGUAUUUUUUUUAUGACUCAAUUUUUUAUUAACAAAAAUAGCACACUUGGGUACCUUUAGAGAAUAGGAAAAGUAGAAAUUACUAUUAACUUUGUGCAUCUAAUACGCAAGAAAUGGCAUCCUAAUCACUUCCUUGAUUAUUAAUGAAGUUGAAUAUUUGUGGUUUUUGAGUAGCUGUGUUCUUUGAUCAAAUGUGCAUGUUCUUUGCUCUUGUAAUACCUGUUGGAGUUGCUUUUGUUUUUUCAUAUUGUUAUCGUUGUGUAAUAAAUAUCAUUUAACUGAUAUUACUUGCAUUGAUUUUUUUCUCCCCUCCCCCCUCAGUCUUAACAGUUUUACAAAGGCAAGGUCAUCGCGCUCAUUUUUGAGAUCAAAUUUGUUCAUUUUGCAUUUUGAUCUUUUUGGAAUAAUUUUGUUAUGG